AACGGACAAGCUCUCCUUCCUCCGCCGCCGCUCCUCAUUCCACUGAUCCAAAAGCCUUCUUCCUCCUCUUCUGAUUUGGAGUAAUCCACAGCAGUGGUCGCCUCUCGCGAGUUCGUCCAUCUUCUUCCUUCCCUGCCGUCUGUCUAUCGCAGCAGACCUAGGGUUUGGAGCAGGGGACCUUGCCGCGCCAACUCAUUGAAACGACGCUUCAAAUUAUUUGGAGCAGGGGACCUUGUCUCAAUCUCUUCGUUGUUGCAAUGUUGUGUGUUGAGGGAAGUGACGUGUCGAAGGAGAUGUUUGGAAGUUGUGCAGGGAUUGUUUGACAUAUACUAGUCUAGAUCUGAUUUGUAGGCUUGAAGACCAAGAAUUUGCGGGGUGCGGUGCAUACAACUGAAGCCAUUCAACACUGACACCCCCUCUUGUUCUCUUUUACGGUUCCUACUCCUCUCUGUCUUGACUGUAUUUUGUGUGAAUUAAAUUGCAAACGACGAUGAAGCGUGAAAGAUUGAGGCUUGGUGAGCACGUAUCCCCUGACGUUCCCCCCGCAUUGGAUUUCAAGUCACGUCUGUGUGAGAUGGCUAGAAUCUGGGUAGAAAGAGAAGAUGUUAAAUGUAUGCAAUAUAUGGAUCAGAAAAAGAAGUAUUUGCACUGCAUUUCUGAAGUAGAAAAAUUGCAGAAAUAUGAAAGUUUAAAAGAAGAUUAUAAAAUAAAAUUGGAGGAGCUUGAGAAAAAUCAGAUGUUGUUCUGGGUGGAAACGAAUGAGACGGUGCACUUAAUGUCGAAGACAAUGGCAUUAUUGGAGAACAAGUAUAAAGAUAUUCCAGAAAGUGGUUAUUAUAAUGGAGAGCAAAUUAAUGAAGAGGAACUUAAAGCAGCUAAUGAAGUUCAACCUCAAGCUAAUGAACAGCAACCUGAAGUAGCAAAUGUAGUGCAACUUGAAGCUACUGAAGAGCAACAUGAAACUGUAAAAGAAGUGCAACCUGAAGCUAUUGAAGAGCAACCUGAUGAAGAGCAACUUGAGGCUAAUGUUUUUGAAGGAGGUGAUGAAGUUGGUCCAAGAAGAAGUAAGAGGAAGAAAAAUAACUGAAUGACUUUCUGUUUUUCUAUACUAGGUGUGAUGGAUUGUUUAGGUUAAUUAAAACACGAAUUUAUUUUGUCUACUGUAGAGAGCUUACUAUGCUUGAAACUAUGCUUGUUUUGUUAGAGGCAUUAGAUAUAUCUUUGUUUUGUUAAAGAGACAAUUGAGGAUAUCUUGUUACUUCAAUUGAUUUGUCUGUUUUCAUUUUCCUUA
Messenger RNA from Zingiber officinale, 1291 nucleotides. RefSeq lists its product as uncharacterized. The coding region runs from base 491 to 1087 and encodes 198 amino acids. NCBI's taxonomy places the organism in Eukaryota, Viridiplantae, Streptophyta, Magnoliopsida, Zingiberales, Zingiberaceae. The record is from RefSeq and is a predicted model, not a curated record. The transcript has 6 exons.